AUGUCCGACCCCCUCGCCCUCCUGCGGCAGUCCAUAGCGGACAACCGCCCCGCCGAGCUCCUCACGUCGUCCGGCGAGCCCACGACGGCGCUCACCGACGCCGCCUCCCUGCGCUUCGCAGACAUCGUCGUCCCGAAGGACGCGAGCACCCGCUACGCGCGCUCCGACGCGCGCACCGAGUUCUACACUAUCGGCCAGCUCUGGGUCGUGUGGGAGAAGCGCGAUGCCUCCCUCAAGGACUUUAUGCAGAGUUUCACCGCGCUCGGCGUCGGUAAUGUGCCGAUUGCGGACCGCCGUGCCGUGCAGGCGUUCUUAGCGGGCGAGAGCGAUGGUGGCGCGCGUGUCGGCGAGGCAAAAGCGCCCGUGCCAGAAGCAGGGCCGAGUAGGCCGGCAGCGCCGAAGCGCAAAUACGAGGUGAAUGUCGCAGACCGCGAGUUCUGCAAAAAGCUGCGCACCGAGGAGAUCGAGCUGCGCGAUCGCAACACGGUCCUGCGCGUGUCGGGGACAGGCAAGGUCAACAACUUUGAGCAGUUCGUCAAGGGGGUUAUGAGCGAGAAGAUUCGUGCACUGCGCAAGAGCUUUGAUACGCGCGGCGCGGCGCCUGCGCCUGCCGCAGCGCCAGCAGACAUCAACCGCGCGCGCAAGCACAAGCAAGCGCACCCAAUCAUCAUCAUCUCGUCGUCGCCCACCUCGCUCAUCACCAUGUGGAACGUGAAAAAGUUCCUCGAACACGGGAUUUUCGAGCCGAGCGACGUCGCGCGCGCAAACGAGAUGCGCGAGGGUAACAUGCACGCGGCGGACAUUGUGCGCGUGCUGCGCAAGCGGCAGGGCGCGGCGGGCGAGACGACGACCGAGUACCGUGUCGUGGACAGCGUGGACGGGCUGCACAAGUGCGGGCAGGACCCGUGGGACCGCGUCAUCUGCGUCGUGACCACGGGCCAGGCGUGGCAGUUCAAGCCGUACAAGUGGGUCGAGCCGCGCGUGCUCUUCCGCCACGUCAAGGGCAUCUACUUCCAGUGGCAGAACGAGAGCGCGAACCCCGCCGUGCGCGACUGGAACGUGACGGAGAUGAGGAUCGACCGGACCCGGCGGCACACGGACAGACAGGUCGUCGCAGAGUUCUGGCGCACCCUCGACAACUUCCGGCGCAGGUAG
Cutaneotrichosporon oleaginosum is the source of this 1155-nucleotide messenger RNA. RefSeq lists its product as uncharacterized. NCBI's taxonomy places the organism in Eukaryota, Fungi, Basidiomycota, Tremellomycetes, Trichosporonales, Trichosporonaceae. Gene Ontology annotation, cellular component: Cdc73/Paf1 complex. Gene Ontology annotation, biological process: positive regulation of transcription elongation by RNA polymerase II; transcription elongation by RNA polymerase II. Gene Ontology annotation, molecular function: RNA polymerase II complex binding. The record is from RefSeq and is a predicted model, not a curated record.